AUGGAACCCGUUGCAAGGCAAGCCAACCCAACCGAACCCGAGAAGCCCGUUUUAUUUUUCGAUAUAGACAACUGCUUGUAUUCUCGACAGAUCAAGGUGCAAGAAGUCCUAUCAGGCCUUAUUGACAAUUAUUUCGAAAAGCACCUCGGUCUCUCCCGUGAGCAAGCUGUCUUCCUACUCCGAGAAUACUACAAGCACUAUGGUCAGGCGAUUGAAGGCUUGGUGCGGCGGCACCAGAUCGAUCCUAUGGAAUACAAUGCCAACGUCGAUGACGCUCUCCCGCUUGAAAAUAUGAUCAACCCUGAUCCGAAGCUCCGACGAUUGCUUGAAGACAUUGACAGAGAUAAAGUGCGCCUCUGGCUGGUAACAAAUGCCUACAAAACCCAUGGGGAGAGGGUUGUGAAGCUGCUUGGUGUCGAUGACUUGUUCGAAGGCUUGACCUACUGCAAUUACGCUGAAAUACCCUUUAUUUGCAAGCCACAUAUUGAUAUGUUUAAGAAGGCUAUGAGGGAAGCCGGGGUUCAGAGAAAUGGAAGUUGUUACUUCGUUGACGAUUCGUACAACAAUUGCGCUGGUGCACGCCAAGCUGGAUGGAUCGCGGCUCACCUUAUAGAAGAAGGCUUGCCAAUCCCUGCGACACCAGCGUGCCAAUAUCAAAUACAUAACCUGGAGGAACUUCGAAGUGUAUAUCCACAGUUCUUCAAGCCCAGGGAAUAA
This is a messenger RNA of Aspergillus calidoustus, 717 nucleotides long. The record is from the annotation of a GenBank genome assembly. Lineage: Eukaryota; Fungi; Ascomycota; Eurotiomycetes; Eurotiales; Aspergillaceae.